UUUGCUCCUACAAGAAGCAAACAUUUUCCUCCAGACUUUCUACAGUAACUCAUAGAGAACAGCAGACAUUCCAUACAUGUACUACCUCAUACCGACUCCUCCAUCCAUCUCUUAAGCACCACUCUGCUGUGCCCCGCUAUAGUCCAUAAUUACCAUACAACAUACCAGACUCCGCAAGGUUAUGUAGAGGGAAGCAGCAUGUCAGCCUGUGCUGCUGUAGACCUAAAUAUUUUUGAAACAUGUUAAGAAUGCUCAACAGCUGGGCUGGCAGAAAUCACACAGCUGUGUUCCUGAACUUUGAGGUAAUCACUCCCCAAAGAAAACUACGUGGUGAAGGAUACACAUUACAUAAUUGUGCUGUCAAAAUUUAUAAAAUAACUUUAUACACGUUGAAUUUUGUGUAUAAAUUGAACAUGUUAAAAAUAUUGUGGUGGGAAAACAACCAUCCGAGGAUAUCGUUAAAACAAAAAGCAAACAGUAAUAAACUCGGGCAUUGUUUCAUAAUCCUCGUACACAGAAACGGUCUAUUUGGCUAUCCUGUGUUGCUGACCCUGCUUCUAAAAAUGAAACACGUUUCCCGACAUGUGUUUUUGUUAUGUGUGGACGGAACUGGAGGGACCUGUCUAAACGUCGCCUUCGUGUUUCCAACGGAAAUUAAAUUUAAAAUGCAAACAAUAGGACGUGGUAGGCACGCGCGCCCUGCCGGCCUUCGCGAAGAGCGACGUAAAGCCGUUUAAUGGGCUUCAAAUAAACAGGCGCGAAACUCCAGAUAACCUGAAGGUAGAUACGUGCGUGAAAAUAAACCGCAGACAUUUAUAUUUCAAAUGCCUUUGAAAUGUAUUCGAAAUCCAAGCGCACGUGGAAAUAUAAGCUCAGAAGGGGUGUUGGGAGGCAACAUAUUUUUAACGGACUCUGCUUUACCGCUGACGAUUUGGUGGACCCAAUUGAGGAAAUAAGCGCAUUUAAGAAACGCAGUUACCCUGCUGCAACUGUGCAGCAGUGCGUUAAGCUCAUUCCUAAUAUGGGGUUUCGUCUCUGUGUGAUGCCUCAUUAUUUCUCUCAUUCAUUAAUUUUUUAGGAAAGUCAGUUUUAUGGUUUUAUAGAUAGGCUACUUCACAGUAAUGUGUGGGGGCUAGUUUGUAGCCUACAGCAGAAUCAAAAGGUCAAUAGUUUUAUUUGGAGAAAAAUACAGAUAUACUUUUUUUCCCCUAAACAUAAAUCUGCAAAAUAUCUGUAUAUCUAUCGUUCAUUUGUUUGCUAAGGUCAUAUAUGUAGAAUAUCUCUUUAAAAUGUACCAAUAAUGUUCCUAGCACGUUUAGAGUGCCUAUCUGUGAAGUCUAAAAACUCAAGAAUAGGGCAUUACUUUCAAUAGCAACCUUAUCUUUAACAAAUGUCGGUGUUUGCAAACGUGAAUGCUAUCACCGCAGAAAUAUAUUCAAGUUCCAUCACAUUCUCUCAACAGACGACAACAAAAAUUUGUAUGUUUUUGUGUUAAAGGAGUAAGGUAAUUUUUAUCACCAAAAAUUAUCAAACAAUAUUUAUUAAUGUGAUUAUCUAAUAAUUAAAAAAAAAUAGAGUAGCUCACACGAGAUGAAGAAUCGAAUUGCUUUGUAGUCCUCAAAAUGAACCAGUUGAUGCUACAUAGUGGUUUUUCCACAUGUAGGUAUAAAAUACAUUUAGUACAGAAGCUCUGAAACAUCCAUGCCACUAGGUGCCAGUAUAAUGGCUGUUUCAUAAUGAGAAGAAGAAUCAUUGGAAAAAUGACUUAUUGCUCCUUUAACUCAUCUGGACUACUGCAAUACUCUUCUUUCUGGCUUACCAAAGAUCUCCAUCUCUAACGUGCUGUGAGUGAAAAAUACUUCAGCAAGUAUUUUGGUAUGCACAUGAAUGUUGGAGCAAAUUUUAUCAUACAUAUUUUCAGCUAGCUAUAGACUGCUGGCAAUCUGUAUCUUUCAGAACUGUAAUGUACUCUUAACAUUCACAUGCCUCCAUGGUCUCUCCCCCACUGUACCUCAGUACACUGAUUAUAUGAUAUGGUAUGUUCCUGACUACAGAGAGGCCAGGCCAGGAGGUCUUACUAUAGCCCUAAGAUGAAGAUCUAAGUACAUUUAAGAGCAGGGUUUAAAAAAAAAAGAACUUAUUUGUGUGUUUGUGUCAGAUUGAAUCAAUAGUAAGUGUUUUGCUUAACAGUUUUGGGUAUAACUGAAAAGCCAUUACUGUUUAGUAGAAUAUUAAACAAUUUGCCUCUUGCAGCAUUUAAACAAGUAAAUCUUUUCUUUGAGAAAUUGUAUUUGUUUUACAUAAACUUGUAUCUCACUAACAAAGCCUCUUCUACAUAUUUGCCUUAAAAGCACAGAACGGAUCAGUGUGCACAGAAUUAACUGUAUAUUCAAACAAGUACUGAAGUACUGAUCUGAAAUUCUAAAUGGAAGAACUUCAUUAUCAUUGUGUAAAUUAUGUAAAUUAACCGCACAACUGAGUAAAAUUGCUGGUCAAACAUGACAUCUAAAAACUACGUAUGUCUAUUUGGAUUUCUGUCUGAGAAAAAGGGUAAGGUGACCUGUCGAGUCAGAAAUCAGGUGGGGAAAAAAUAAAACGGCUGUCCAUCCUUACGAUCUAGUCAGCGUCUGAUUUUUUAUUAUCUUUAUAAGCUUUUUCAGUUAUGUCAAUAAAUUGAAAGAGUAGAUGCUGUAAUAAUUGACAGGGUUGCUAAAUUGCCAUGAAUCUAAGUUUCCAUGACCACAGAGGCAGGUUCUGUGUGGGGGCAGGUGGUAAGAGAUGACAAGAUGACAAGCCUCUGCCUCUCCACCUGUCCACCUAUGGGCUGUGAGACAAGAGUCCUGGGAGGUGGCUGCAGGAUGCUGAGAUAUCAGAGGGGGACAUGCCGACUGAGGAGCACUGGAUGAUCCACUUGCAGAGGGUCUACUACCCUGUUCUCGCAGCCAUUGGGAUCCCCUCUAAUACUGUGUCUUUCCUGAUCUUCUGGAGACGCAAAUGCAUGCUCUCUAAAUCCAGCACUAUGUACCUGAUGGCGAUGGCCGUCGCCGACACGGGCGUGCUGGUGUUCAUCGUGGUUUUGGAACUCUCUGUGAAAUACCACACGGUCGAGCCCUUCUGGUCUCGCGAGCCUUGGUGCAACCUGCGGGACAUCUUCAGCUAUGGUGCCUACAAUGCCUCCACCUGGCUGGUGGUGGUCUUCACUGCCGAGCGCUUCUUGGCCAUUACCACGUGGGGCAUGCGGAACCGGCUCUGCCACACCCGCGCUGCGCUGUGGGUCAUUGGCGGCGUCUUCGUGCUGGGGCAUCUUUUUGCGGUGCCCUAUUACUGGGCCUAUGUAUCCGUGCACGACCGCAAGCUCAAGCGCUGGUUCUGCGUGUACCGGACGGACGCCUCCGUCGAGUACGUUGGCACUGUGGUGAGCCUCCAGACGGCUCUAUCCCACGUCCUGCCCUUUGUUGUCGUCGGCGUAACCAACAGCCUUACCCUGCGCCAAAUCUCCCUCAGCAACCGGGUGCACGUGGAAGCCGAGUGCCGCGCUGCCACCCGUGGCCACAAGGUGCCGCCGUUGCUGCGCUCGCGGAAGAGGAAGUCGGUGGUGCUCCUGGUGACCGUGUCCAUGACGUUCGUGCUGCUGUCCAUCACGCGGUCAAUUACGCAGAUAGUGCUGCGCAGCUGGAAAUGGGAUAUGGACCAUGAUGACUACAGCCUGGAAAUAAACGUGGCAGCAGACAUCGGCAACAUGCUGACCCUCUUAAACUCAGCAGUUAACAUGUACCUGUACGCAUGCACACAGAGCAAGUUCAGACAGGAAGUUCUAACCUGUGUCAGAUACUUUCUGUGCAGGGGCUGCUUGGAUUGCAACGGGUCAUCGUCACGCCGUACCCCUGGAGAUGCUUGAGAUAUCCUGACAGACAUUAACAUCUGGAGAGUGGAUGAGGUAGUUAAAAAAAGUAUAUAAAAAAUAUUAAUACGUUCAGCAGUUUAUUACAUUACAUUAUUUUUUAAAUAAAAUAUUUUCUCAAGCACAGUACAUCCUUGUUUAUCUAAAUAUAUCAUAAAAUGUACAGUAUUUUAUUUUGCCUUUUUAUCAAUCACUCAAAAGUUAUAUUUUUAUAAUAUAAUUGUACUAAAUAUUAGUUGCAGGUUGUGAUACCAUGGUAAUUUGUACAUCUUUAUCUCAAGAAGGAACAGAAGAAGAUUGUAUUCAGUGGCUGGAAGGGUUGGGUUCAUAACUCUUGGG
Molecule: messenger RNA, 4240 nt
Organism: Electrophorus electricus (electric eel)
Lineage: Eukaryota; Metazoa; Chordata; Actinopteri; Gymnotiformes; Gymnotidae
Source: RefSeq, a predicted model, not a curated record